Messenger RNA from Torulaspora delbrueckii, 1314 nucleotides. It is a transcript of the gene NOB1, whose product is annotated as rRNA-binding endoribonuclease. The coding region runs from base 1 to 1314 and encodes 437 amino acids. Gene Ontology annotation, molecular function: RNA endonuclease activity. Lineage: Eukaryota; Fungi; Ascomycota; Saccharomycetes; Saccharomycetales; Saccharomycetaceae. Gene Ontology annotation, biological process: ribosomal small subunit biogenesis; maturation of SSU-rRNA. Gene Ontology annotation, cellular component: preribosome, small subunit precursor. The transcript has a single exon. The record is from RefSeq and is a predicted model, not a curated record.
AUGACCCAAGAUAGUGCUGCCCAUGUGAGGGCUUUAGUUUUAGAUGCAACACCGUUGAUUACGCAAUCUUAUACGCACUACCAGCAUUAUGCUCAGACUUUUUAUACCUGUCCAACAGUGUUCCAUGAGAUCAAGGAUGCUAACGCCAGGAAAAACCUUGAGAUCUGGCAAUCUUUGGGGACACUGAAUUUGAGGCAUCCAAAACAGGAGUCAAUCGACCGUGUGAGCGCCUUUGCUAGACUUACAGGUGAUUAUUCUGUAUUGAGCGCUAACGAUAUUCACAUUCUAGCUCUGAGUUAUGAGCUUGAAGUUGAGCUUAACAAGGGUGAUUGGAGACUGCGGAAGAAGCCCGGCGAUUCAUUAGACCAUUUGAAUGAAGAAGUUAAGGAGAAGGACGAAGAGCAUAAGAAAGAGACUAAAGCUGACGAUUUCGAAGAGACUAAACCAAAGAAAAACCAUAGAAGAGGUGGAAAGAAGCAAAGGGCCAAGAGGGAGGCUGCUGCCGCUGCUGCUGCUGCUGCCAUGGAAGAAGGGUCUAAGGCAGAGGGUGUUGAGGAGGAUACCAAUGCAGAAGACGAGGAUGAAGACGAUGGAGAAUGGAUCACUAUGGACAAUUUGACAGAAGUGAUAAUAAGAGAUAGCGGAGAGGACACUACGGGCUCGAAUGGUGUGGAAGCCACGGAGGAAGAACGAGCAUUAGCACUUACCUCCCCUAAGAACCAAGUUGCACUGGCAACCGGUGAUUUUGCCGUUCAGAACGUCGCAUUGCAACUCAACUUGAACUUGAUGAACUUCAUGUCCGGUCUAAGGAUCAAGAAACUACGUAACUACAUGUUGAGGUGUCAUGCCUGUUUUAAACUAUUCCCCAUGCCAAAGGACGGCAACCCAAAGCAUUUCUGUCCUUCCUGCGGUGGUCAAAACACAUUACUAAGAUGUGCGGUCUCUGUCGACUCAGAUACAGGUGUAAUAACGCCGCAUCUCAAGGCAAACUUCCAAUGGAACAACAGAGGUAAUAGGUUCUCCCUACCCAGCCCAUUAUCCAAGAACUCGCAGAAACGUUACGGUAAGAAAGGUUGCGUCCAUUCCAAACCCCAGGAUGGAGGAUUAAUUGUCAGAGAAGAUCAGAAAGAAUACGAGAAGGUUAUGAAGCAGGAUGACUGGACCAGAAGACACAACGAAAAGGUCUUGAACGAAUGGAUCGGUGGUGGAUCAGCAGACAACUACAUGUCGCCAUUCGCCAUCUCGGGACUGAAAAGUCAUAGUGUGCGUGUCGGAAGAGGUAGAUACGUCAACAGUAACAAUAAAAAACGUUGA